Helobdella robusta is the source of this 2340-nucleotide messenger RNA. RefSeq lists its product as hypothetical. The record is from RefSeq and is a predicted model, not a curated record. Lineage: Eukaryota; Metazoa; Annelida; Clitellata; Rhynchobdellida; Glossiphoniidae. The coding region runs from base 1 to 2340 and encodes 779 amino acids. The transcript is spliced from 9 exons.
AUGAUGAAACUGCGAAAUGUUAAAGACAGUAUCAAGAAAAAUGUUAGAACGAGUGAUAGAGUUGAUGGUGAUGAUGAUUAUGAUGAGAAAAUUGAUGGUGCUGAUGAUGAUGCGUGUAGUAUCGAGACGGGGAAAGAGUUGUGUAAUAGGGUGGAAAUGUUUAUCAAAGAGAUUGAUAGAAAAUACCCGACAACUGAUGAGGAAUCCAUCAACCAGGUGAAAGAUUUGAAUUACCUCAACCAACAAAUCGAAAAAAUUUCCCAAAAAAAAUUGUCCACUCUCCAGAAUCUUUCCUACUCUGACCUGAACGCGAGAAUUUCGCAUGAAAAUUUUUUGAAAAACCGACAAAAAAAAUUCGAAUUUCACGACGAGGAUGGAACUGCUAAAAAUGUCUCGCCUAUAGGCGCAACGAGCAACCAAUUUCUGGAUAAACUCCCAAAAAUUGACUCAAAGUACGUCAGCGGUCGGCCCGAGACCCCCUCCCAGGUCUGGGGCCUCCGCAGAAAGAAGUCUACACUCACAAUUUUGCCCCAUCUGAACGUGAUGAGAGAUUACUACGAAGAAGAGAAGAGAGAUAAGGAGGUGAAAAGAGAGAGUAUAUUUUCGUUUGUAAAAAAUAAUAGUCUAAGCAAUAAUAACAACAACAACAACAAUAAUAAUAAUAAUAACAAUAAUAAUAAUAAUAACAAUAAUAAUAAUAGUAAUAACAAUAACAUUGAGAAUGAUGAGGCAGGUAAAAAGUACAACGAUGUUGACGAUGGUGAAAAUGAUGGUGAUGAUGGGGUAUUUUAUGAUGGCGAUCAUAAAGAAAAUGAUGAUGAGCAUGAUGAAAGGAAAGUUGACAGCAACAAAAAAGACAACAACAGCCACAACGACAAUAUUAACAGCAGCAGCAACAGCAACAGUGGCUGCAAUACUACAAACAUCGACAAAAUAAUCAAUAACAACAAAAACACUGGAAGCGAGUUUAAAAAUAGAUGCAAAAACAACAACAACAACCACAACAACAUCAACAUCAUCAACAACAUCAAAAACAACAACAACAACAACAUCAACAACAACAUCAAAAACAACAACAACAACAACAUCAAAAACAACAACAACAACAUCAAAAAUAGACCAUUUUCAAUGAGUGUUGUGAAAUUCCACCUGGCUGAUGAUGAAGCCAGAUCAACCCAGAAGACUCAGUCCAGAAAAUUAUCCCAAAAUAAACUGUUAGGCCAAUAUAACCACGAUUCGGUGGGAGCAUCAUACCUGAUUCAAGCAACGGCAAGCCCAGCCACUACAACCGCCUCAGCGCCACAAGUUCCUAUCGGUGGCGGUAGUGGUGGCGUCGGACAAAAGGGUUUGAACCGGUAUGACUUCGGUUCGCUUACGAACUUCUACAAAAACAAGCACAACGUCUGCAAUUCACAUACUGCUUCUGACGUGAUGGAGAUCCUGGAUCCUGAAAUGAGGAAGGCAGUUGACGAGGAAAAUUUCUACGAUCCGGAACGACUGGAUGACUUCAGUCAGGGAUUCAAGUUCAAUCCUGCAAACUAUGGACAGGAAGAGGAAGAGGAAGAGAGGAUGAUGAUGAGAAGAGGGAAUGAUGACGUCGACAGAGCUAAGGAACUGCUUUAUAAACUUCAGAAAGGACUGCCCACUGAAACACUGAACCCAUUCAAGGCCAUCUUCAAAUACGAUGAACUCGAGAAAAAGACAAAGAACCUAUCUCGCUACUCCAAGACGAAAUACAUCACAAUGAACACGAAUGUGAACGACGGAACGGUGACCAAAGAAUUCUGCGAGUAUCUGGCUACACUUUCUUUGGAUGACAAUGACAUCAUCAACGAGGAAACAGUAGCUGGAUACUUCAAUAACGGUUUAGAUACGAAACCUACCCUCUCCGUCCCGAUAAAAUUCAUCGACAUGGAGGGAAUCCCACUGGAGUUGAGGAGGUUGACGGGCGGGCCAGACGCCACCGAACUACAAACUGAAGAAAAAUCACAUGACAACGCUAAUCUAGAAGUAUGGUUUCAACAUUUGAUUGAUCUUAUAAAUAAAAGUUUGAUAAGAAAGCAAACGAAGAAGAGGUAUAGAUUCGGAGCAUGGUACCUGGAUCCGAAAACUUGGAAAAAAAUUCCCUACAACAAGCCACUUGUUUCUCCAAAAAGUGCUUCUAGAGACAAUGGAAAAACGGAGGCAGUCCAAAAAGAUGACGAUUUGGAUAGGGAGCUGGCACAAAUGCACGGGACCAAAUUGUUUCUGGAGUUCGCCGAGAAGAAUUAUAAAAGGAAACCGCAGUUUUUAGAGAAAGUAAUAAAACUGAACUCCGAAACAGAAGAUAAGAUCAACUGA